AUGUCUAUACAAAAAUUUAUUAUAAUAAGUGUUACUAUUCUACUAACUUUAUUUGAAAUUGGCACUUGUCUUCGUUGCUACGAAUGCACUACUACGCGUCAUCAAAGCUGUGCAGAUCCGUACAAAAAAACUAAUAAUUAUAUUCACGAUUGUACUAUUAAGGACACCCAAUGUGGAAAGUUGAUUAUAGAGACUCCUGAGGGCGAUGUUAUAGUUCGUCACUGUUUCAAUCCUUUUAUCAAUUGUGAGACUGUAAUUGCUAAAACGAAUGCAUUAACUACCAAUGAAAAAAUAAAACACUGUAGCAGUUGCCAUGGAGACCUUUGCAACGGAGCUUCAUCGGUGUCUUUGUCAAUUUUCCUUACUAUUGUAAUCCUGUUUGGUACAUGUCUGUAUUACAAGUAA
Molecule: messenger RNA, 405 nt
Organism: Arctia plantaginis
Lineage: Eukaryota; Metazoa; Arthropoda; Insecta; Lepidoptera; Erebidae
Source: the annotation of a GenBank genome assembly